Cuscuta campestris is the source of this 1567-nucleotide messenger RNA. The record is from the annotation of a GenBank genome assembly. NCBI's taxonomy places the organism in Eukaryota, Viridiplantae, Streptophyta, Magnoliopsida, Solanales, Convolvulaceae.
UUAUAUAAUAUAUUUUGGGACGAAGGUAGUAAAUAAUAAACGCCGAGGUUACUGAAAGGAUACACACAAUGCGUAACGCACGACUGGUCUCUCUCUCUUUCGUUACCUUAUGUCCGCCGCUGUACCGUCGACCGGAGACGCCGACCAGGAAGCCGACGCCGCCAAUCGCCGCCAUCUUCCUCGUUCUCCGCCGCUAUUUCCGUCCGCGCAUCACCGAGGGAGAGGAGCAACCGUCCGUUCUCUCGCUCGUCUCCGUCGACCAGGGUAGCGUCGUGACUCGCCGUCGACUUCAAGAGUUCCGGCGACAUUCUCCUCUUCUUCCUCCGUCGCGUGCAGCAGGCCGGCGAUACCAGGGAGGAGUUGCAGCGGCAAGUCCUUCCCAAUCCAAGGUUGAAUUCGUCAAUUUCGAGAAAUUGGGGGUUGAACAACGCCGGAUUCCGUUUAGAAGCCGGUGGCGGACGUCGGCAGUCCAGUCAGGGCUCUAACAGUGGCUUGGGUUGGCUGUGUGGGAUCCAAUUGGGUCCAAUUAGUUCCCAUUGGAUUCAAUUUGGGUCUAAUUGGGUUCAAUCGGGUCCGUUCGUGUGCAAUUGGGUGUAAUCGGGUCUGUUUGGACUCAAAUUGAUGCAAUUGGGGCUGUUUGGGAUUGUUCGGGUUGCUGUGAAUCACCCAAUAGGGCUGUUUGGUCGGGCAGCCGGGUCGGCUACCGGCGGUGUUGCCGGGGUUGGUCUGGUGACAAUGGGGACUGCUCCGGCGGGGGCAGCGGGCUUGAGGAUCGAUUCCUUGGGCUCGAUUCCGCGCAGGUAAGUUGGGUUAAUUGUAAUUUAGUUUGUUGAUUAUGCAUGAUGGUAAUCGUGGGACUUCGACCCGGAUAGGCCGCUACGUGAUUUGUUGUGAAUUGUAAACUGAGAUUUAAAUUAAACUGAUCUUAUUGGUGAAUAUUGUGGAUUACGAAUAAUAUAUGAGAAAUAGGCCACCUAGUAUAAUUAGGCGGACCUGAAUUGGAUUGACUGAUUGAACCACCACUAAGAUGUGGUUAGGAAAUUGGCCAUUGCGGGGCAUCGUCGCACCCCCAGUGGUCUUGGGUUAAAAACGUACAUACAGAAGUCCGCGACCUGUCCUGGCAUCGUAGGGACAGGGGCUUCAACCUGCCCAAAGUGAAUCUCCUUUGGGUUUCUGAGCUGGCCCUUUUAUAGCAUCGCUUGGGGUGCCAUGACUCAAAGUAGUUGAUGUGGAAUAAAAUAAGGACAUGACCUUCAAAUGGAAGGUGUUAAUAUAAAUAUGUUUAUUUAAGCUAUUUUUCUCCGUGGUCACAUGCUGUUGUUGAUUGUAUGUUAAUGUGGUGCUAUUCUGUGAGUUAAUGCUGGCUUAGGUAUAUUUUCACUCAGCUUUUCGCUGAGCGUGUAGUGGUUGUUGUUUGACUGCACGCUGGUAGGAACACAGAUUUGGAUGGGUAACCCGGAGGGCAGUGAAGUGGUGGUGUAGCGUGGAUGGCUCUUGUUUACUUUAAUAAUUAAACUACAUUAUUUUAUUUGAUUAUAUGGACUGUUGGACGUUACUUUGGUUUUCU